Orcinus orca (killer whale) is the source of this 2348-nucleotide messenger RNA. RefSeq names its product ATP-dependent RNA helicase DDX3X-like. Gene Ontology annotation, cellular component: nucleus; P granule. The coding region runs from base 78 to 2066 and encodes 662 amino acids. NCBI's taxonomy places the organism in Eukaryota, Metazoa, Chordata, Mammalia, Artiodactyla, Delphinidae. Gene Ontology annotation, molecular function: RNA binding; RNA helicase activity; ATP binding. The record is from RefSeq and is a predicted model, not a curated record. Gene Ontology annotation, biological process: cell differentiation; gamete generation. The transcript has a single exon.
CGUGAGAGGGCCUUUGCGGUGAGCCAAACACAUUAGCUCAGCAGCGGAAGACUCCGAGUUCUCGGUACUCUUCAGGGAUGAGUCAUGUGGCGGUGGAAAAUGCGCUUGGGCUGGACCAGCAGUUUGCUGGCCUAGACCUGAACUCUUCUGAUAAUCAGAGUGGAGGAAGUACCGCCAGCAAAGGGCGCUAUAUUCCUCCUCACUUAAGGAACAGAGAAGCUACUAAAGGAUUCUAUGAUAAAGACAGUUCAGGGUGGAGUUCUAGUAAAGAUAAGGAUGCAUACAGCAGUUUUGGUUGCCGUAGUGAUUCAAGAGGGAAGUCUAGUUUCUUCAGUGAUCGUGGAAGUGGAUCAAGGGGAAGGUUUGAUGAUCGUGGACGAGGUGACUAUGACAGCAUUGGCAGCCGUGGUGAGAGAGGUGGCUUUGGAAAAUAUGAACGUGGUGGAAACAGUCGCUGGUGUGACAAAUCAGAUGAAGAUGAUUGGUCAAAACCACUCCCGCCAAGUGAACGCUUGGAACAAGAACUUUUUUCUGGAGGCAACACCGGGAUUAACUUUGAAAAAUACGAUGACAUUCCAGUUGAGGCAACAGGCAACAACUGUCCUCCACACAUUGAAAGUUUCAGUGAUCUUGAGAUGGGAGAAAUUAUUAUGGGAAACAUUGAGCUUACUCGCUACACUCGUCCAACUCCAGUGCAAAAGCAUGCUAUUCCUAUUAUCAAAGAGAAGAGAGACUUGAUGGCUUGUGCCCAAACAGGGUCUGGAAAAACUGCAGCAUUUCUCUUGCCCAUCUUGAGUGAGAUUUAUUCUGAUGGUCCAGGCGAGGCUUUGAGGGCCAUGAAGGAAAAUGGAAGGUAUGGGCGCCGCAAACAAUACCCAAUCUCCUUGGUGUUAGCACCAACUAGAGAAUUGGCUGUACAGAUCUAUGAGGAAGCCAGGAAAUUUUCAUACCGAUCUAGAGUUCGUCCUUGCGUGGUUUAUGGUGGUGCUGAUAUUGGUCAGCAAAUUCGAGACUUAGAACGUGGAUGUCACUUGUUAGUAGCCACUCCAGGACGUCUAGUGGAUAUGAUGGAAAGAGGGAAGAUUGGAUUAGACUUCUGCAAAUACUUGGUGUUAGAUGAAGCUGAUCGGAUGUUGGAUAUGGGGUUUGAGCCUCAAAUACGUAGAAUCGUUGAACAAGAUACUAUGCCACCAAAGGGAGUUCGCCACACUAUGAUGUUUAGUGCUACCUUCCCGAAGGAAAUACAGAUGCUUGCUCGUGAUUUCUUGGAUGAGUAUAUCUUUCUGGCCGUAGGAAGAGUUGGCUCUACCUCUGAGAACAUCACACAGAAAGUAGUCUGGGUGGAAGAGUCAGACAAACGGUCAUUUCUGCUUGACCUUCUAAAUGCAACAGGCAAAGAUUCACUGACCUUAGUGUUUGUGGAGACCAAAAAGGGUGCAGAUUCUCUAGAGGAUUUCUUGUACCAUGAAGGAUAUGCCUGUACGAGUAUCCAUGGAGACCGAUCUCAGAGAGAUAGAGAAGAGGCUCUUCACCAGUUCUGCUCAGGAAAAAGCCCGAUUCUAGUGGCUACAGCAGUAGCAGCAAGAGGACUGGACAUUUCAAAUGUGAAACAUGUUAUCAAUUUUGAUUUGCCCAGUGAUAUUGAAGAAUAUGUACAUCGCAUUGGCCGUACAGGACGUGUAGGAAACCUUGGCCUUGCCACCUCAUUCUUUAAUGAGAGGAACGUAAAUAUUACCAAGGAUUUGUUGGAUCUUCUUGUUGAAGCUAAACAAGAAGUGCCAUCUUGGUUAGAAAACAUGGCUUAUGAACAUCACUACAAGGGUAGCAGUCGUGGACGAUCCAAAAGUAGUAGAUUCAGUGGAGGAUUUGGUGCCAGAGACUAUCGACAGAGUAGUGGUGCCAGCAGUUCCAGCUUCAGCAGCAGCCGCACCAGCAGCAGCCGCAGUGGUGGAGGCGGCCAUGGCAGCAGCAGAGGGUUUGGUGGAGGUGGCUAUGGAGGCUUUUACAACAGUGAUGGAUAUGGAGGAAAUUAUAACUCCCAGGGGGUUGACUGGUGGGGUAACUGAACCUGCUUUGCAGUAGGUCACCCUGCCAAACAAGCUAAUAUGGAAACCACAUGUAACUUAGCCAGACUAUACCUUGUGUAGCUUCAAGAACUCGCAGUACAUUACCAGCUGUGAUUCUCCACUGAAAUUUUUUUUUUAAGGGAGCUCAAGGUCACAUGAAGAGUUGAAAGGAACAAUCAGCAGCCCUGUUCAGAAGGUGGUUUGAAGACUUCAUUGCUGUAGUUUGGAUUAACUCCCCUCCCAACCCCCAUCCCAAACUGCAUUUAUAAUUUUGUGACUGAG